This is a messenger RNA of Loa loa (African eye worm), 2995 nucleotides long. RefSeq names its product Notch2. NCBI's taxonomy places the organism in Eukaryota, Metazoa, Nematoda, Chromadorea, Rhabditida, Onchocercidae. The transcript has 15 exons. The record is from RefSeq and is a predicted model, not a curated record. Gene Ontology annotation, molecular function: protein binding; calcium ion binding. The coding region runs from base 1 to 2967 and encodes 988 amino acids. Gene Ontology annotation, biological process: cell differentiation; heterophilic cell-cell adhesion; establishment or maintenance of epithelial cell apical/basal polarity. Gene Ontology annotation, cellular component: plasma membrane; protein-containing complex.
AUGUUUAUUCGUCUCUUUGUGUUGACAAUUCUCCAUUGCUCUUUAACAGUUGCAGGAGAUAGUCCUGUUCAAAAGGACAUAAUCACAGGUUAUUGUGAAAAAUCCAACAAUAACUUAUGCGAAAAUGGCGGGACAUGUGUAAAUGUUGGCAUUAAUGACUACAUAUGUGUUUGUCUGAAUGGUUAUUCCGGAAAGAAUUGCUCAAGGAACGAAGAUGAUUGCAUAGAAAAUUCAUGUGCUGCUGGAAGUACCUGUAUUGAUGGUAUAGCUAAGUAUACUUGUGCUUGUCCGCCAGGAAAAAUUGGGUUGUUUUGUCAUUUGGAUGACCCCUGUAUGCAGAAACCGUGUGGAAAUGGUUCCGAGUGCAUUGCGGACACAGCUAGUGGCGAAUUUUCUUGCAACUGUAUGAAAGGUACCACAGGUCAAAAUUGCGCCAGUGAUAUAAACGAGUGUAUAGAGAGUGACAAACUGUGCUUCAAUGGCGGUAUAUGCGUGAACACAUUCGGCUCAUGGUACUGUGAUUGUCCUUUAGGAUACAAUGAUCCCUACUGCAUGACCCAUGAUAAUGAAUGUGAGCCAAAUCCGUGCCUUAACGGCGCAUCCUGUCUAGACUAUGGCAAUCGUUAUGAAUGCAUCUGUCAAAACGCUUUCUAUGGCACAAAUUGUGAGAAAGUUUGCCCACCAGGAUUCGAAGAUCGUCUCUGCAAACAGCAUCGUAUCUCCCUGGAUAAUAAUCAUCAAGAAGAGUUGCUUGAGAAGAGGAUUUGUUUACUUCAUAAUUGUUCAUCAAAAGCUGACAAUAAUGUUUGUGAUUCGGAAUGUAACUAUCCGGCAUGCCAGUAUGAUGGAUUCGAUUGUAGUGCUCAUUUACAACCGUUUCGGCACUGUCCACUUCAUGAUUUUUGCGGUCGAGUAUUCCACGAUAAUAAAUGCGAUUUGGUAUGUGAUCGUUUUGAAUGUCUCUUGGAUGGAUUCGAUUGCAGCGGGAAAACAGAAACAUGCUUGUUUGAAGAUUAUUGUUCCGUACGUUUCAACGACGGUUACUGCGAUCAGGAAUGCUUUACUGAAGAGUGCUACUUUGAUGGCGUUGAUUGUACGCAGGAAAUUAAUUAUAAUAAGUUGGAAGGAAGUUUGAGUUUAAUAAUCCUUAUUAAACCAGAUGAAUUCUUGAAACGCGCACCUGUUCUGCAGUUCAUUUUGAGCCAAGUAAUGCGGGCAAGAGUUACUAUUGCUGUCGAUAAAAGUAACCAUAAACUGUUUUAUUCAUGGAAAUCAGACGCAAAAGGAUUACAUGGUACGAAGGUACACUUAAAUGUUGAAACACCCCAGUGUCGCAAAGGAGUUAAUUGUGAACAUCAAAUCAGUAAUAUGAAACAAGCUGCUGAUUUCGUAGGUGCAAUGACUUCAAACCAGUUGCUGUGGCGUGUCGGUGCACGAUUGCACGCUGCUGAAGCUGAGCUAUCAUCUACUACUACAAAUUGGAAGAAAUGGAUGGUUUAUGCGCUUUCGGGUUUUGUAAUGCAAAUAUUCAUGAUUGCUGUCUUAUUUACGCUUCACAGAAAUGCUAAGCGUCGAAAUACUGCGAGACGAUUACAAAAGAAGGUUCACGUGGCAGGGACGUGGUUCCCACCCACUCUCGAUAAUUAUUUUCCGUUGAAGCUGCUUAAAGAUAAUUAUCAGAGUAAUGGAAAUAUGCAAGAUGAUGGUAUCCCAAGUAAAAAAGUCGACGACCAUGAACAACGACAUCAUUUUAUCGAAGUCUGUGUGAUUCCUGAUCCUGAAGAAGAAAAAAUAUGCGAAAGAAAAUGGACUGUGCUUCAUGACCAGGCAAUUGACUCGUUUCCAAUCAAAACUCCGAUCAAUAGGUCGCUUGUUAAUACGAAAAGUAAUGAUGGAAAAACUGCACUGAUGCUAACAGCCCUGAAUCAAGAGAAAAAUGAGGAAGCCAGCUGUAUGGAUGUGGAAAAUCUAUUCUUAGCUGGAGCUCUUGUCGAUGCUGAGGAUGACUACGGCGAGACGGCUUUGAUUAUGGCUAUAAAAGCAGGACGUGCUGAAGUGGUAAAAUGUCUCCUACAAUUUGGGGCCGAUAUUACAAUAUCAGAUAUUCAUAAUCGUACAGCACUACAUCACGCUGCCUCCAUAAAUGCAGCCGAUAUUGUGGAUGCGAUCGAUGAUGCAGAUUGUAGUCCCUUGAUGACUGUGGCUAAGCUUGGGUACCGAGAUCCUGAAGCAAUUGCUCUGUUGAUCGAUGCGGGAGCUGAUAUUAACUGUACUGGUAAUCAUAUAAAUGGUGAAAUGUACAAAGGCAGAACAGCACUUCAUUAUGCCAUAAUACAAAGUAAUCAAGAACUGGCAAGGUAUUUGGUGGAACGAGGCGCUAAUUUGAAUAUUCAGGAUCACAUGGGACAAACACCAUUGUUUUUGGCUGCUUCUCAAGGGCAUGUUGAGAUGGUUCACAUGCUAGUGAUCGCUGGUGCUCGACGAUGCAUUCCUGAUAACAUGGAUUUGACACCAGAAGACAUUGCUAAUUACAAGGAAUACCAGGAGGUGGUUCAGUACUUCAUAAAUCUCCGAAUGCAAAACGGCUCUGUGACAAAUGGGAAUGGCAGAUCAAAAAGCAAAAAUGUGAAGAAGCCGCGAAUCAUCGCAAUAUCACCUGCUUUAUCGGAAAUGGUAUUAAAUUCUGACGCAGCUACGAUAACACCCGAGAGUUCAAAUUCAUCGAAUUCAUCCAGUUUUUUUGACCGUUCUAAAGAAUGCUACGGCCUAUGCGAAACUAAUGCCCAAAUGCAUAGUUUACCAAGUACAAUUCUACAGCAAAAUCCACAACACUUCAUACAGACACCGUAUUCUUCCAUGGAUUAUAUCGCUAAUCAAAACUACAUUAUAAAAAGUAGCUGCUUAACGAAUAAUGAAAACAGGCCUGUAUCCUCCACGCCUCUUCUAGGAUUCGAACAUUAUGUAUAAGAUUUGUAAGUUUCUUCGAGCAACAGUG